This is a messenger RNA of Momordica charantia (bitter melon), 609 nucleotides long. Its product is annotated as ethylene-responsive transcription factor ERN2-like. Lineage: Eukaryota; Viridiplantae; Streptophyta; Magnoliopsida; Cucurbitales; Cucurbitaceae. The record is from RefSeq and is a predicted model, not a curated record. Gene Ontology annotation, molecular function: DNA-binding transcription factor activity; DNA binding. Gene Ontology annotation, biological process: regulation of DNA-templated transcription.
AUGGCCGCCACACAGAGCUCCAAAUCUUCACCUGAUCAACUCCCAAUAACUGAGCAUCAUGGCCGAAGAAGGUUUCUGGGAGUGAGACAGCGCCCCUCUGGAAGAUGGGUCGCAGAAAUCAAAGUCUCAUCACAGAAGCUGAGGCUGUGGCUUGGCACUUUCGACCGAGCAGAAGAUGCUGCCAUGGCCUAUGACAGAGCCGCAAGGCUCCUCAGAGGAACAAACGCAAAGACAAACUUCCCAUAUGACCAUCAUGUUCAUGGCAGCUUCUCCAAUUCUUCCACCAUUUUUGGACACAGUCCCAAGCUCUACCGCCUGCUUCAGCUCGCCAUCAUGAAGAACAGGAACAGCCGUCCGAGAUCAACGGCUGAUGAUCAUCUGCAGCAGCAGCCAUCAAGAUCAAUUGGGUUUACUGACUCGGUUGUUGAGGACACUAUUUUCUGUUCUUCAACGAAUAAUCAUUCGUCUUGUGAAAAUUAUAGAGGAUGUGGGUUCUCGUUUGGGGGUUCAAAAGUUUAUACUUCUGUGUUUGUGGCUCCUUCUUUUAGCUCUGAUGAUGUGAGAAGUGAAGUAGAAUUAGCAGGAGAUCAGGUGAAUCCAUGGAAUUAA